Molecule: messenger RNA, 2541 nt
Organism: Rhinichthys klamathensis goyatoka
Lineage: Eukaryota; Metazoa; Chordata; Actinopteri; Cypriniformes; Leuciscidae
Gene: cdhr5-rs
Product: cadherin-related family member 5, related sequence
Exons: 16
Coding region: 247-2541 (764 amino acids)
Biological process (GO): adherens junction organization; calcium-dependent cell-cell adhesion; cell morphogenesis
Cellular component (GO): catenin complex; adherens junction; membrane
Molecular function (GO): calcium ion binding; cadherin binding
Source: RefSeq, a predicted model, not a curated record
UCUCUCUCUCUCUCUAUCUGAGCAGCCCUGACUUAACUAGCCAGAGAAAUCUGUUGUGUUUUGCACUGCUACCUGCUGUUCCCUGUGGUGCAGGUUUCAGACCCCCGCACGGGACAGUCAUGUGGCGAAGGACAGGACCAGCCACCGCAGGAAGUGACAGCAGGAUCCCCUGAGCUCGAAAACAAAGGAUAACCACCUCCAAACAACGCUGGGAGAAGGAGACGUGAGCCCAGGGGAAUAUCAACUAUGUUGACGCCAUGGAGAUUGUUCCUCUGCCAGAUGGCACUGAACAUUUUCUAUCACAUCGCAAAAGCCAGUUUAUGCCUUGGUGGUCAAGAUAUAUUUGCCACGGUUCAAGAGAACAGUCCCACUGGAGAGUUCAUAUCCAACCUCAAUAUCAACGGAGACCCUGGAGCCAGCAGCAUCCGUCUGUGUCUCACUGGAGAAAACUCCGACUGGUUUUAUCUUGAAGGCCGAACAAUCCGACUCAACACUUCGUUUUCCAAGACCUUGGAUCGAGAGGUGCUGGGAUCAGUGCUGAUAGCUGCUUUGACAUGUUAUGAAGAUGGAAUAAUAAGGAGUCGGUAUCGAAUCAUGGUGGAGAUAUUGAAUGAAAAUGACAACAUGCCAUAUUUCCUUGAAGACACUAUUCAACCACGAUAUAUAAGUGAGUUGCUGACUGUGAACUCGAUGGUGUUCACAGUGAAAGCCAGAGACGGCGAUGGAGACACGAUCACUUAUAUGACCGACAAAUCUACAGCUGAUGCCAGCUAUUUUAGGAUCGAUCUGCCCAACAGCGGGAUGGUGAUCCUGGAUAAACCUUUGGACUAUGAGACUAAAACCCAACUGCAUGUGGUCAUAUAUGCUGUGGAAAUGACCACAAAAGAAAAGUACAGCACAACGGCUACGGUCACCGUGAAUGUUCUAGACGGUGAUGACCAGUAUCCACAGUUUCAGCCGUGCGCACCUGUUUAUGAAGAUGGAGAUCAUAAUAUCUGCACCAACCCUGUGUACAGCGUCAACAUCACAGAAACAGAUGAGGAUGCUGUGCUUUAUUUUUCUCCGGGUCCCAUUCAUGCUGAAGAUGGAGACAAAGACAUACUUACCCCUCUGGUCUACACUAUUCUGUCAGGUGAUGAUAAUGGCAGAUUUACAAUCGACCCGAAAACAGGAGAGAUCUCUCUCAGGCAACGUGUGGAAAACAGACUCCUUACCCCUUCAUUCAGGCUCCGCAUAAUGGCUGCCCAGGUGAAUGACCCAAAGAAAUAUUCGAUGGCGACGGCACUGGUGCACGUGGUGUCGGAGAACCAGUUUCCUCCGAUCUUCAACAAGACCGUCUACAAAGGGUUCCUCAUCGAGAGCUCCAGCCCUGCUACUCUGGUCACUACUUAUGGGAACCAAGUCCUAGUGGUCCAGACCAUCGACAGGGACUUCAGAGAUGGAAUAAACCCCAAAAUCCGUUACACAAUGCAACCCUUGGGUAGCAUUAAACUGUAUCACAUAACUCAGGAUGGCAUUGUGAUCGCAAAGACGGACCGGCUCAGAGCGUUCGACCGACACAUCCUAGAGGUGAUCGCAACAGACGAAGAGUCAGGUGAGGCUGCGCACACUUCAGUGGACAUUGAGGUUUUACAGAGGGGACUUCCAGUUCCUAGAAGUCCAUUUGGAGAAGAACGGCUGUUUGCAGAUAUGAACGCAGGGAUGGCCGGCGGCAUUGCUGCUUUUGUUCUCAUAGUGGCUGUGACAACACUAUUUAUUUGCCUCUGGCUGGUCAAGAGACGAAGAGAGAGACGGGAUCCGGAAGACAGGGGCUCAGUAGCCCUAGGGAAGCACCCAAAUGUGAGCUUAAGAUGGUUUCAGCAGGUCAAUUCAGGACGUCCCAUAUCGCUUAUAGAGGAUGCCUCCUACCACAACGAGGCGUUCAUUGACUAUGAAUACUCCAGUGGUUUGUACACCAAAAUAGAUGACUCGCUCCCUCCGGCGACCAGGACGUUUGAGUCUGACAGACCUGUGCCACUGCAAGACAUGCCGCCAAUCCGGGUGCUUCCAGAAAAAACACCCGUAAACAUCAAAUCUUCAGCUCUGACCAAUGGGAAAGCAUUUGCAAAAUCAGUCUCUUUUAAAGACGGAGAAGGAAUGGCGGAGGACAGUUUGCCAAAAAACGAAGAAGGACAAAUUGCGGUUGUAUGUAAUCAAAUAGAGACCAGAGCGGAUAUUUUGAUGCCUGUUGUACAGCUGGAAACUUUCACUUUAGUGGAGAAUCCUGCAGAAAAGGAGGAUGUUUGUUGUCCAAAUCCUUCUGUAGAACCUAGAGAGGAAUGCAUCAUCACUCAUGGCAAUACUAAUGAGGAUGAUGAAGAUGACAAUGAUCCAUACAAAAACAUGGCCUCUGUUAUUUACAGCAGCAAUGAUGAAGACACGCCAGACGAAGAGCCAAAUGAUUUAAGGCACUGUUACAAACAUGGGCAAAACCCGUUUACAAUAGACCACAUGAAGACCAUCGGUUUGCAAACGGAGGACUCGGAUGAAUCACAUGCCUGA